CACGACGUGCACACGCUCUACGACACACGCACACAAACAUGGCGGCCUCUGUUUCACCGCUACGCUCCUCCUUCAGGAUUUGUAGCCCGUUAACGUUACACCAUCACUGCUGCCGGGCCAAACUGCGGAUGCACAGAAAAUGCGAGAGUCAAAGGAGACAUCUACAUCAGUCGGCGACGAGUCGUUUCUGUUACCAUGGCCGGACUAACCUCCCAGAAGGCUCUGGGGCAAAAAUUGUUCUUGGGUCCCAUUUCACCCCCAGGCAUGCUGCUGUGGUGAUUUCGGGGACAGAGUUGGCUCGUCAGCUCCACAGAGAAAUCCAGCGUGAUGUGGAAGAGCUUGUAGCUCAGGGCAACAUGAGACCCCACCUAGGAGUGGUCUUAGUGGGGGACGACCCAGCCAGCCGUACAUAUGUUAGGAACAAGACCCGGGCAGCCAGCAUCCUCGGUAUUUCCAGUGACACAGUAGUGCGGCCUAGCUCGGUCUCCCAGGAAGAAUUGCUGGAGCUGAUUGACAAGAUGAACCGCGACUGGAGGGUCAGCGGCCUGUUGGUGCAGCUGCCACUUCCCGAGCACAUCAACGAGCGAGCAGUGUGUAAUGCCAUCGCUCCAGAGAAGGAUGUGGAUGGUUUCCAUAUUGUGAAUAUCGGGAAGCUGUGUUUAGACCAGAGGUCCAUGGUGCCUGCUACACCUGCAGCUGUCUGGGAGAUCAUCAAAAGAGCAGGUAUUGAGACAGUGGGAAAGAAUGUGCUGGUUGCUGGACGCUCCAAAAAUGUUGGAAUGCCUAUUGCAAUGUUGCUGCACACUGAUCGCAACCAUGAACGCCCUGGGGGUGAUGCCACAGUGACCAUCGCCCACAGAUGUACACCGAGGGAACAGCUGAAGGAGCUAACCAGCCUGGCAGACAUCAUUAUUGCAGCUGCAGGUGUUCCCAAGCUGAUCACAGCAGAUAUGAUUAAAGAGGGCGCGGCAGUCAUCGACGUGGGCAUAAAUCGUAUCCUGGACCCGAACACAGGGAAACUCCGGCUCAUUGGUGAUGUGGACUUUGAAGGAGUGAAGGAGAAGGCAGGUGUCAUCACUCCAGUACCCGGAGGCGUGGGUCCAAUGACAGUUGCCAUGCUGAUGAAGAACACUGUGACUGCUGCCAGAAACGCACUGAUGCAUUAAACACAGUCACAGCAGAAAACCAUUCAUUUUAAUGAAUGCUAUAUGGUACAAACAGUAUAUGCAUACAUGUACACAUACAAAGAUACAUCAGUUUACUUAGGUAUACACACACGCACACACACACACACACACACACACACACACACACACACACACACACCACAACAGACUUUGACAAACAUCUAACACACUUUUAUUUAAAACUCCAUGAACUCAAGACUCCAUACCUGCUGGGAAAUUUACUUGAUAUGUAUUUUGUUUAUAUUGUGAAUUUGGUCAUUUAUUUAUUUAAGUUAUUUAUUUCAGAGUUCACUUUUUGAGAAUUUAGAUUCAUAUUUUUUCUACUGAAAUCGUUUGGGUUCAUUUUUGAACAUUCCAGAUUCACUGGAAGAGGAAUAUUAAAUAAAAAACAAUGACAUGCCAAUAUUACAAUCUCACUUUAUUUGUUUCACAUGUUUAAACAGUAGGUUCACAUGUUUUCUUUAGUCUGUCUCUCUAUUCUUUGUUCAUUGUAUUGUCAAGCUGAAGCUAAUAUGUCACUUCACCAGUCUGUGAUAGACAAAAUCAAAUGUGUGUCUUCCAAACGUACAUAGUCGUGGGCCCCAGAGGAUGAAUCCUAAUCACAAUAAUUUGGUUUGUCACCGAAUACAUUCAAAAGUCCAGACAUUCCCAUCAGCCUCAGUUGUACUCUCUCUUUUGUGGUGAUUAGCAAAUGUUAGCUAACACGGUCAAAUAAGCACACAACAUUAGCAUGUUGUAGACUGACGACCUGUCCAGGGUGUACCCUGCCACUCGUCCAGUGUCAGUUUGGAUUGGCUCCAGCUCCCUGGAGACCCUC
Molecule: messenger RNA, 2004 nt
Organism: Lates calcarifer (barramundi perch)
Lineage: Eukaryota; Metazoa; Chordata; Actinopteri; Centropomidae
Gene: mthfd2l
Product: methylenetetrahydrofolate dehydrogenase (NADP+ dependent) 2 like
Exons: 9
Coding region: 39-1166 (375 amino acids)
Biological process (GO): tetrahydrofolate interconversion
Cellular component (GO): mitochondrion
Molecular function (GO): methylenetetrahydrofolate dehydrogenase (NADP+) activity; methylenetetrahydrofolate dehydrogenase (NAD+) activity; methenyltetrahydrofolate cyclohydrolase activity
Source: RefSeq, a predicted model, not a curated record